Molecule: messenger RNA, 2388 nt
Organism: Jatropha curcas
Lineage: Eukaryota; Viridiplantae; Streptophyta; Magnoliopsida; Malpighiales; Euphorbiaceae
Gene: RECQI1
Product: RECQ helicase l1
Biological process (GO): double-strand break repair via homologous recombination
Cellular component (GO): nucleus; chromosome; cytoplasm
Molecular function (GO): ATP binding; nucleic acid binding; four-way junction helicase activity
Source: RefSeq, a predicted model, not a curated record
AGUAUCAUUCGUCUUGAAAAAUAGCGCGGGAGAUUUCGUACCUCUCUCCAUUUCAAUCGUUUGUUCGUUCCCUUACCACUCGACUCAUCGCAAGAGAAAAAUGGGGCGUCACGACCUCGAAUUGGAGAAAGCUCGAUUACUAAGCUUGGCUCUCGAUUGCGGCUUCGACGUAGAAUCGGCACAGAAAUGCUUGGAUCGUUUGAUUUCUCUCUAUGGCGAUGAUGGCAAAGAUUUUGUCACUGUGGAGUGCUGUGGUGAUGACUUUCUUGCGGCACUAGCUGAAUGUAUGCAAGAUAGUGAGGACUGGGAUGAUGAUUUGCAAGCUAUAGAAUCAGAAGCUUGUGGAGCUUUAAGUGACAUGUUUGAGAAAAAUUCUAUUAAUAAUAUUAAGGGUGAUAACAAUGAUGCUGCAAGGGAAUACAUCAAUGUUAUUGAUAAUUCACCUGAACCUCAUAAGCAGCAGACUUGGAUGGAGUUGGAUUCGUCUAGUGAUAAUGAGGAUCCAGACUUCAGUAUUACAAAGGGAAAGGAUUCUAUGUCUACCACCUCAGGUAGACGCUUGUCAAGAUCUAUGGAUUGCAAGAGUAGUGUCACUCAAGGUUCAGUCUCAUCAAUUUCCCAAAAAAAGCAACACCAUCAAAUACAAAAAGAUGGACGGCGGAUUCUCAGUUAUGAAGAAUUGCAGGCCUUGGAUGACUUUGAGUUGGCAAAUGUUGUAAUAUUUGGUAACAUGGCAUUUCGUCCAUUGCAGCAUCAGGCUUGUAAAGCGUAUGUGGCAAAGCAAGAUUGUUUUGUUCUAAUGCCUACUGGAGGUGGUAAAAGUUUAUGUUACCAGCUUCCAGCAACUCUAAAACCAGGUGUUACAGUGGUUGUGUCUCCUUUACUUUCUCUCAUUCAGGAUCAAAUUAUCACCUUGAACCUCAAAUAUGGAAUACCAGCAACUUUUUUGAAUUCUCAGCAAACUGCUUCUCAAGCUGCUGCUGUCCUUCAAGAGCUAAGGAAGGACAAACCAUCAUGUAAGCUCUUAUAUGUGACUCCCGAAAGGAUCGUUGGAAACUUGGCAUUUCAUGAAAUAUUAAAAUGCCUGCAUUGGAAGGGACAACUAGCUGGUUUUGUUGUUGAUGAAGCACAUUGUGUGAGCCAAUGGGGGCAUGAUUUUCGUCCAGAUUAUAGGGGACUGGGAUGGCUUAAGCAGAAUUUCCCAGAUGUUCCAUUGGUGGCUUUGACUGCCACAGCAACCCAGUCAGUUCGUGAGGAUAUCUUAAAAGCUUUAAGAAUUCCAAAUGCUCUUGUACUUGAGACAAGCUUUGAUAGACCCAAUUUAAAGUAUGAGGUGAUUGGAAAGACCAAAGAAACACUAAAGCAGCUCGGGCAGCUUCUAAAGGAUCAUUUCAUGAAUCAAUGUGGAAUUGUGUACUGCCUUUCAAAAACCGAAUGUGUUGAAGUUUCAAAUUUUUUGAAUGAAAAAUGUAAGAUUAAGACGGUAUAUUACCAUGCUGGACUGGCCGCUCGUCAAAGAGUCGAAGUUCAGAGGAAAUGGCAUAUGGGUGAAGUCCACAUUGUAUGUGCUACCAUUGCUUUUGGGAUGGGAAUUGAUAAACCAGAUGUUCGCUUUGUUAUCCACAAUACCUUGUCCAAAUCAAUUGAAAGCUACUAUCAAGAAUCUGGAAGGGCUGGAAGAGAUAAUCUCCCUGCUGUAUGCAUUGUUCUAUACCAGAAGAAGGACUUCAGUCGGGUUGUCUGUAUGUUGAGGAAUGGACAAGGACGUAAAAGGGAGAGCUUUAAGACAGCAAUGACCCAAGCUCAGAAGAUGAAACACUACUGUGAACUCAAGGCUGAAUGUCGAAGACAAGCCUUACUUGAACACUUUGGAGAGUCUGUUGACCGUAAAGACUGCAAAUAUGGUUCUAAUCCAUGUGAUAACUGUCUCAAGACAUCCAUAUGAUGUUUUCAAAGGAUGAGGAUUGCAUAUAUCUUGUUUCAUCUGAGUUCUGCUCAAUACAGUAACCAGAGCCUACAUGGUCAUUGUCAGUUAAAGGUACUACAGACCGAACUCCUUGUUAAUUUGGACUUUCCUGCAAAUUUGCAUUAUUUAUAACUGAUCUCACGUGCUCCUGUGGAUGGAUGGAAGAAUUUGGGACGAGGUGAGUAUGGUAAAGCCAAGAGGUGUUGAAAAAAUUUAAAAAAAUCAUGCCACCAGUCAAUUUUCCAUAUAUUAUAUCUGUCCGAAUUAGUAAUUUAAUUGGAUUACUCUUGAAAAUUUCAUUAAAAUAGUUGAUAGUGAGCUAUUGAUGACCAUUGGCUUUUGUUUGAGGCAAAUGACUCCUUACUUUUUAUCUUUCAUUUUCACUCAGAUGGCUAACCAAAAGCAUCUCGUUACAAUUGGCA